Molecule: messenger RNA, 2156 nt
Organism: Ooceraea biroi (clonal raider ant)
Lineage: Eukaryota; Metazoa; Arthropoda; Insecta; Hymenoptera; Formicidae
Product: putative sodium-coupled neutral amino acid transporter 7
Biological process (GO): amino acid transmembrane transport
Cellular component (GO): membrane
Molecular function (GO): L-amino acid transmembrane transporter activity
Source: RefSeq, a predicted model, not a curated record
AUAAUACUCAUUUGUACUUUUAGGAACAACUCAGGAUCUGCCACGUGUUCCACAACCUCGGAAGCUAUAAGGGCGUCGUAUGAGUCCUCGUUAUUCUGAGAAAACUCUUCUAUAGUUGUGCAGAAACUGUUGUCAGGAAAAAUAUCUAUCAGAUCAAUCGGAUGCAGCAUGAGAUACAUCUGAACACGCAACGACGCACGUCGAGAGAUAGGGGACUUUGCGCCUUGAAAGGAAGAGGAGGAGGAGCAUCCGCCACGAGGAGCAAAAACAAAGCGCCACUCAAGUGCCAGCAGUUCGAUCCGCGAUCGCGUCCAACAUGGAUUACUUCACGAGCGAUUCCGAGCAGCUGAUCGGCAGCGAUUUGCUCUUAUCAACUGCGCCGAAUCUCUCGGUCACGCGACACAGUGAGCUUCGGAAAGGUGCUGGCAUUUUGGGGACGAUCUUCUUGAUCGUGAACACCACGCUGGGUGCUGGACUGUUGAAUUUUCCUCAGGCGUUCGACAAGGCUGGCGGAGUGGGAACCUCGGUUGUGGCGCAGCUCGGUUUUCUCGUGUUCAUCACGGCUGCUCUGGUGAUACUGGCCAGUUGCAGUGACAGAACGGGCACGGACACCAUGCAGGACGCGUUCGCCGGAUUGUGCGGCUCCAAGUCGCUCAUAUUCUGCGGGAUCUGCGUCGCCAUUUACAGCUUCGGCUGUUGCCUAACGUUUCUUAUACUCGUUGGCGAUCAGUUCGACAGAGUGUUCGCUACGUUUUACGGACUCAACUAUUGUCACACUUGGUACUUAUCCAGACCGUUCAUAACAGCUGUGACUAGCAGCGCAUUCAUACUGCCCUUGUGCUUCUUCAAGAGACUGGACGUUCUGAGCUACGCGAGUUCCGUUGGUUGCGUAACCAUCGUAUAUGUCGUGUGGUUGAUAAUCUACAAAAGCUUCACCGUGCCGGACAACGUGGUAGUGCCACCCAUGAAGAUCUGGCCGGACAACGCUUACGAGGUUCUGCAGAUAGUACCCAUCGUCUGCUUCGCUUACCAGAGCCAUAUGACGGCGAUACCAACCUACGCCUGCAUGAAGGACCGCCGUCUAAGCAAGUUCACCUUCUGCGCCGUGAUCAGUAUGCUGAUCUGCUUCGGCGCGUACAGCGUGGUCGGUUACUUCGGUUACGCCACGUUCGGCAGCGGUAGAGUGCCGAGCGACAUUCUGCAGGCCUAUACGGACAAGAGCGCCGUGCUGACCAUCGCAAUAAUCGCGGUUGCCGUCAAGAACUUCACCACUUAUCCUAUCGUGCUCUAUUGCGGCCGGGACGCGCUCUUCGGCAUCUUCAACAUUGAUCUCAAUCGUAUCGGCGUGCGGGUGAUCGUCACGCUGAUCUGGUUCAUCGCGUCGUUGGCGAUCGCUAUCCUCGUGCCCGACAUCUCACCGGUCAUCAAUCUGCUGGGCUCGCUCUCCGCGCUGUUCAUCUUCAUACUGCCGGGCGUCUGCCUCUUGCAGAGCGUGCUUCUCAAGGAUCCGGAAUUGCAUCUGAAUAAAGAUCGCCUGUUGAUCGUCUUCGCGAUCCUCCUGACCUCGCUCGGCGCCUUCGUGUGCGGCGUCGUGUUCGUGGAGGCUCUUCAGGAUCUGCACAAAGCACCGACUAAACCGCCGCUGGUGACCGGCUUCAGACAACUGAAAGAGAGUCUGUGCGUUUGAUAUCGUGUUCAAUAUCAUGUGUUCACGCCCGCUCGAGGUGCACUUGACGCCGCGCGAUUUGCAAAACUCGGAAGUGUUUUUUAGCGUUGGUAAUGGAUGCGAUCAAUUUCUACGCUAAUUAUCUCUCUCUCUCUAUCGAAUCUCGCGCGUGAAAUAAUGGGGCAAGACGCGGAAAAGGAAGAUCGAUUUGUAACUCCUAAUUAGCGUGUGCCAUAUUUUUAUUUUAUUUUACUUUUUCGUAACGUUCAGCUGAUAAGAUAAGGCGUCAGGAGAAGACUGAUGUAUAUACAAUUUUUAUUACUAAUCUUUUACCGUUGGAUUCGUGAGCGCGAAGAAUUGCGGGAAAUCGCGCGCAGACGUUGACGUUUUAUAUUUUUGAUAUUCUCCACCGUCGUCGGCAUUGAAUCGUGCUCAAUUAGUUGGUAGGUAUGUUGUACUUGAGAAUUCAAAUAAAACCUUUUUGCUUUGA